Messenger RNA from Babesia bovis T2Bo, 617 nucleotides. RefSeq lists its product as uncharacterized. The transcript is spliced from 2 exons. Bases 81 to 587 code for a protein of 168 amino acids. The record is from RefSeq and is a predicted model, not a curated record. NCBI's taxonomy places the organism in Eukaryota, Apicomplexa, Aconoidasida, Piroplasmida, Babesiidae.
ACUGGCGCAAAAUAACGCCUACCUAUUAGAAUGUAAAGUCUAAGUUCAUUCAUAUUCCUACAUGAUUAUAGGUAGACACGAUGGAUGUUUUCAUACCAUCUGUAUCAGACUCUCCAGCCAACAUAAUACGCCAAACAUGUGUUUCUUCGAUUAAGCAGCAUCCUGAUGGUCCUAUAGCACAACUAUCAUAUUUGUCAGCUCGAGUAUACAGAGCUGUGAAUGCUGCUAUGCAGGUUUUACAGCCUAUUUAUGAACCUGACCUCACGGAUUCUCAUGGCGAGUCUGUCCAUCGCAUACCCAUAUCGGCUAUCAAGUCUGAAAUGGAAGAGUUCAUUCGCAAGAAUCAAGUAUUAGAGACUAACCAAUCGUUCAAUGAUAACGGUGAGAUCUUCAGUCCCAAAAAGGACGUUUGUAAUGUUUCUGGGAAGGGAUAUUCAUUUGACUUCGUCGAUGCGGACGAUGAACGGAGUACGGCUGCAGUAUCCGCUGAUGGCAUUGAGGGUACCAAUGACGUUCCUAUGAUGGAUAUGGAUCAAUUCAUGGAGCUGCUAGUAUCAUGCGCUAAUGAGGUGGAGAUGCCUUUGUAGAUCUUAUUCCUUGUCGCAGCGUAGUUUUUG